UCUUUCGUACUCACAGCACCAGAUAUGGUUGGUUCUCCGACGUGUUUCCUCACGACUAAGACUCGAGGAUGAGUUUAGUUAACAUUUAGUAGGCCUUAAAGUAAAACACUGCUGUUGCAUUAGUGUAGGUGGUAACAAGUUCAAAACAAAGGGAUGGCUCAGUUUCAUCGUCGACCGGUCGUUUUCGUGUCGUUAACUUUGUUUCUUGUUUUUGUUUUACGUCAAAUUAAUAACAAAGACACAUUAGAUCAAAACAAAGUAGCAGCGCAAGCAUUACCAAUCCAGCAAGAACUUAAUGAAGUCAAGAUUUCACAUGUUGAGAAAAGGCCACCAGUCAACUACGUGGUUUUUGGAUCCAACACCCCCAAUGGCGAAAGUUAUCGUUCUUACGACUACGCCUUUAAUUUACCUCUGACCGCUUUAGCAUGGGAGCGGAUUGGCUUUCGAUCGAUCGUUUUAAUCAUCGGCUCUCGUUGCGAAUGGGAAAACGAUCCCGCUUUGAGCUUCAUAUUGUCUCAUCUGGAAGCUCGGCGAGUGAGCAUCAUCUUCAUCGCCUCAUCACUAGAACAACGGCCAAAACUCAGUCAGACGGCCAGAGCUUUCGCCGUCAAUUUGCCGGGAUUUCCUGGAAACGAUAACGACUAUCUGAUUACAAGCGAUUCAGAUCUUUGGCCGUUGCGGAGGGAGCACUACAUCCCCCGUCCGAACAUGGACGUCAUCCUCGUUCACAGCCGAUGUUGUGGCUUUUUCCUAAUGAAUAAUAAAUCUUAUCCCAUGUACCCGAUGAGUAAUAUAGGUGCCACCGUGUCCACCUGGCGACAAGUAAUGAAUGAUAAUCAUUCGAUCGCUUACGAUGCCGAAACUAUCUUGAAUUAUCUGGAAGACGUGUUUGGAGAAAUGUCUAGAGGUCCAUUAAUCGUCGGCAAGGAGACGUGGUACAUGGAUCAACGUAUGACGAGUAUUCGACUGACGGAAUGGAUGGGGAAAUAUGGCAAUAGUUCCGUCUAUCGGGUUUCUGACGAUGGUUUUAGUCGUCUCGAUCGAAAUCAUUGGGACGUUGCUAACAUGUCACAGGAAAAUUUCACGUUGAAAUUCGACACGCAUUUGCCAGUAAAAAUCUAUUUGCCAGUCAACUGGAACAAAAACAUUAAACCUCUAAUCAACUUAAUGUUCGGUAAAGAUUCAUGGCAAGCUAAGUGGUGCGAUGAUUACGCCAACGAAUUUUUGCAUAAAGUGACAAAUUAUCUAAGUUUUGGUUACGCCGGUUAAAUUUCGUGCAAACAACAACAAGAAACGCACUCUAAUGUAAAUUCAAAAACAAUGAAUUGUUACUCUCUCUCUUUUUUGGGGUGGUGGGAAGGGGUCUCACUUCACACUUGUAUAUAUGUUUUCAGUAGGCUAUCAAAUUCUUUGAAAAAUACGGCCUUGUCUUUACAGUUUUAGAUUUUCCCGUUCUUUCUGUGUGCAUAUAUGUAAAUUCUAAAGGUCAUUGGGUGAAAAAAAAAGAAAAACUCCUACCCCACAACUUAUCAUGCAACGAUGUGGCUUGUAAAAUUUCUCAAAAAACGCUACAGUAGUCUGAGAUCAUGGAAUACAAUUUGUUGUCUGAA
Messenger RNA from Daphnia magna, 1610 nucleotides. RefSeq lists its product as uncharacterized. NCBI's taxonomy places the organism in Eukaryota, Metazoa, Arthropoda, Branchiopoda, Diplostraca, Daphniidae. Bases 154 to 1269 code for a protein of 371 amino acids. The transcript has a single exon. The record is from RefSeq and is a predicted model, not a curated record.